This is a messenger RNA of Oncorhynchus gorbuscha (pink salmon), 3154 nucleotides long. RefSeq names its product HLF transcription factor, PAR bZIP family member b (gene hlfb). Gene Ontology annotation, cellular component: nucleus. Bases 282 to 1205 code for a protein of 307 amino acids. The transcript is spliced from 4 exons. Gene Ontology annotation, biological process: regulation of transcription by RNA polymerase II. NCBI's taxonomy places the organism in Eukaryota, Metazoa, Chordata, Actinopteri, Salmoniformes, Salmonidae. The record is from RefSeq and is a predicted model, not a curated record. Gene Ontology annotation, molecular function: RNA polymerase II cis-regulatory region sequence-specific DNA binding; DNA-binding transcription factor activity, RNA polymerase II-specific.
AAUGGAAUGGGGGAACGCUAUCUGUCUUCUUGAACGCUAUCUGUCUUCUGCUGCAGACUACAGCCGAUUUUGGAAUAGCCGGUGGCCCUGGAACCAGCUUUGCACGCAAUCUGCCCACUGAGUUAAUUUUUCUCUCCAGUUAGGCUAAUUGAACAGGUUAAAUCGACCUAUUCUUGUGAUUUAGAUUUAUUUGCUUUGUUUAAUAUUUUUUAUUAGCCUAUCUGCAUAAUUAUACCCCAGGACCAGAUUUAGUGCAUUUUUUACAGCUAAAGGAAGAAGUGAUGGAUAAAAUAAUGUCCAGGCAUCUCACGGUGAAUCCAAGUUUUCUACCUCCGUCGAAUCACUGCGUACUGAAGUCUCUAUUGGAGAACCCCAUGAAGCUACCCUUCCUCAAACAUGAACACCAAAAUGAAGGGUUUGGGAAGGAGCGAGAGAAGGAGAAGAAUUUGGAUGAGGAGAGGAGUGCCCCACAGUCAGCCUUCCUUGGCCCCACACUGUGGAACAAGACUCUCCCCUACGAUGAGGACAAUUUCCAGCUGGAGUACAUGGAUCUGGACGAGUUCCUGUCGGAAAAUGGCAUUCCGUCUGAUCUCGCCAGCGCCGUCCACCAGCACCAAUCACACCAAUCGCAGUCCCAGCACCAGACGUCAAGUAGGUCACAAGCCCCGACCACACCGUCGCCCUCAGUGAUCGACCUUAGCAGCCAUGCCAGCGCAUCGACGUUGGUACACACAGGCAUGGGCGCACAGAACUGUCUCCGUAGUCUUACCAGAACAGCCCUGCCAUCCAGAAACACUCCCAGCCCCAUCGACCCAGAGUCCAUCCAGGUGCCGAUGAGUUAUGAGCCCGACCCUGCUGACCUGGCCCUGUCCAGUGUACCGGGACAGGAGAUGUUCGACCCCCGCAAAUGCAAGUUUGCCCCCGAGGAGCUCAAACCACAGCCCAUGUUCAAGAAGGCUCGCAAGGUGUUAUUCCCUGAUGACAUGAAGGAUGACAGGUAUUGGGUGAGGCGUAAGAAGAACAACGUGGCUGCCAAGAGGUCACGGGACGCCCGUCGGCUCAAAGAGAACCAGAUCGCCAUCCGAGCGGGUUUCCUGGAGAAAGAGAAUUCAGCACUGAGGAUGGAGGUGGGCGACCUGAGGAGAGAGUUGGGGCGCACCAAAAACAUAGUGGUCAAGUACCAGGCCACACACGGACCUCUGUAAUGGGACUGAGACAGAAUACACUCAAACACAGAUAGCAACUACACACACACACACACAAAAUAUGAGGCUGAGAGGCUGAGCUUACAGCUGUCUGAGACAACCACCCAGUCAAUCCCCCCCCAUUUAUCUCACCCAUGUCUGUCUCUGAUUGGCACUUUAGCGUGAAAGCGGAUAACGUUGUGUAAAGUGUGAGUAUGAAACGGAAUGUGUUUCCUUUAUUUCUGGGCUAUGUGUGUUUUUGAUUUUAUUAUUUUCUUUCUUAUAUACAUUUAUCCACACAUGGCUAAUGUAUUUCAUUUGUUAUUUUCCUUACACAGUGGUUUGUACAUAUUGUCCACGGCGUUUACUGUGGCAUUUCAUUUUUUAUUAAUAUGUAUGUUGAAUGUUAUGUUACCUACCCUUAUCCAACUCCCUCUUGAUCCAUAACAUCUGUUAUCAUCUGUUGAUGAUCUUGUGUCUGUGGUUGCCAUGGUUUUCUAUGGUUUCCAUACUGUAAAUAUGUCAGCUGAGAUGUCUCCGCUGACGUUACCUGUCUCACUUCAUCCAGCUUUCUUUUUAAUCCACCCCCCCCCUUCUUAUGCUUUGACAGAGAUAAGCUGUUUGUAAAGUGUAGAAUCUUGAUGUAAAGAAUGACUGCACUGCUCACACUUUGAAAUCUCUCUAAUGCCUACAUACCGCUAGCCUGGGUACCCAACUGUUUCUCAUUAGGCAACAGCAUAUUAGCUAACGCAGAGACAGACUGGCGUCCAGGCUAGCAUUCUAUGAUGUCAGCUUUGUCAUUUGUUCAUUUCGUUCAUAUGGCAGUGUUCUGACCAGGGAGGUCACCCGUGAUACAAGUCAGUAUUCGACGUCGAUCCAUGUCUGAUGACGUCCAGAGAUGUGGAAAACAGCCACAAGGGGCAACAGUGAGCCCUGUUACUAACAAGUAGGUUUUGGUUUUGCUAAGAUGUUGCGGAUGGGUGUAAGCAUCUGCCUCUGAUUCCAAAGGUUGCAUGUUUGAAUCCAGCGAUAGAAAGAUGUUUUUAUAUUUUGUUUUAUCCCUAACUUAUCCCUAAACUUAACCAUUCAGAGUUAAUGCCUAAACUUAACCUUAAACACUUUGAAAUUUGACGUUUGGAACAACUUGACGUAAGACUGUGAGCUUGUAGGUUUUGACAGUGUUAUUGAUAACUUUGUUAACACAGGUUGUUUCAAGUUACCUGUCACCAGAUCAUUGUUUCACCGUGUUGUACAGACGAACUGUCAGAAGCUAAAGCAAUAAGCCCAUAAAGCAGUAGAGACUUGGUCUCCUAUCUACCAAGCUUACUGUCACAGACACACAUGGAACAACCCUCUUUAUUUCAUUUGUAAUUACUUGUAGUAUUUACAUAUAUUCUGGCAUGUUUUUAUUUCCUCUUCAAGUAUUCAAAUUUGAACAUUAUCAGCGUACAUGCAAUAGACAAUAGCUGUUAUAAUUUUCUUUUACUCUUCCCGAGCAUGACUUUUCUCUGUCAGUGUCCGUAUUAAGACAGCCUCUCAGUCCUGCUCAGAUUGAAAGAAGUCCUACUGAGACUGUCCUAGUAUGGACACUGCACAGAUGCUCUCUGUGACCCAAUGAGAUGAAUGUAACAGAUGUACUACAGUAUAUAACAAACACAGGUUGGUGGGACCUUAAUUGGGGAGAAUGGGCUCGUGGUAAUGAGUGGAAUCAGUGGAAUGGUAUCAAACACACGGUCUGCAGGUGUUUGAUGCCUUUCCAUUUGCUCGGUUUCUGCCAUUAUUAUGAGCCGUCCUCCCCUCAGCAGCCUCCUCUGAUAACAGUCACACAGUACGUUGGGCGAAUUAAUUGUGUUGCCUAUACAGUACGGUGGAAUAUACCCUAAUCACUAUAUCUUUACUACAGACCAAAACAUUUCAGUAUACAAAGGAUAUAUUGAUAUAUUAAAGGUUUUAUUGUUUAUACAAAGAUA